AUGUCUAAAACGCACCCGCUGCCACAGUUACCUUCAGCGGGGACGACUACCGGGGUCCAGUCGUCGUCCUCGUCGUCUUCGUCCGCGGGGGGCUCGACAUCUCCCGCUACCGUUUUGAACGUUCAGCCCGAGAAACCCCAACACUACACAUAUCUAAAAGAGUUUAGGACGGAGCAGUGUCCCUUGUUUGUACAACAUAAAUGUACACAACACCGACCUUUCUCCUGUUUCCAUUGGCACUUCUUGAACCAGCGACGCCGCAGGCCCAUGCGCAAACGGGACGGGACUUUCAACUACAGUCCGGAUGUUUACUGUACCAAAUACGAUGAGGGAACCGGAACUUGUCCUGAUGGAGACGAAUGUGCUUUUCUCCAUCGGACGGCCGGAGACACGGAACGAAGGUACCACCUCCGCUAUUACAAGACGGGCUCGUGCAUUCACGAAACUGAUACGAAAGGUUACUGCAGCAAAAACGGCUGCCAUUGCGCCUUUGCGCACGGGUCGCAUGACUUGCGCAGCCCCGUGUAUGACGUAAGGGAAGUGCAGGUGAUUGAGUGUCAAGGUGGCUCGGGACCCUCGGAAGGAACCGGAGGUGAUGGACAGUCGGGUCAAGCGGCGAGUAUGGCCCUCAUCGAGAAGAUUUUGAGCGAGGAACCACGCUGGCAAGAUAACAACUACGUGUUGUCCCACUACAAGACGGAGCUUUGCAAGAAGCCUCCCCGCUUGUGUCGUCAAGGUUACGCCUGUCCGUAUUAUCAUAACAGCAAAGACAGACGUCGGAGCCCGCAUAAGCACAAAUAUAGAGCUUUGCCUUGUCCGGCGGUCAAACUGAGCGAGGAGUGGGGCGAUCCCAGCAAAUGUGAGUGCGCAGAGGGGUGCCAGUAUUGCCACACGAGAACCGAACAACAGUUUCACCCUGAGAUCUACAAGUCCACUAAGUGUAAUGACAUGCAACAGUGCGGCAGCUGUCCCAGGGGUCCCUUUUGCGCUUUUGCUCAUGUUGAAAAAGCCUUUGUCUCGGAAGAGUCCUUUUCCUCCCCAAGAUCACCACCCCCACCUCUCCGUCCCCCCGAUCCCGUUUCUGCUGACGACGUGGCGGAAACGAGCGGACACAAUAAGGGCCUAGGUCACGUUGACCCCCUUUCGCCCCCCGCCGGGUCACGCGUCCCAGAGCAAGGCCUGCUGGGUAGUGUUCUAACUCUUUGUGAGGACAUGAGGGGAGCGACUGAAACUCUGUCUCCCUGGGCGGGAGAGGGGGGGCACGGUAGAGCACCUGGUUUUGAGAGGGAAGAUCAGGCUAAACAGAGGAGUUUUGCCCUUGAGCAGCGCAGCAGAGAAAUGACCUCAGCACCAAGUAGUAAGCAGGAUCUGUUGGUGUUUCUGCCUGUGGGCAGCCCUUUAAGUUUGUCCUCCAGCAUCCCAUCCAGUCUGGCUGCGACUCCGCCCAGCCCCGCCCCCCUCGGACCCGCGGGGACCAACGUGGCAUCAGGCAUGAAUGCCAACGCCUUGCCCUUUUACCCUACCAGUGAGACUGUGGAGUCUGUUGUCGAAUCGGCAUUGGAUGAUCUUGACCUGAAUGAUUUUGGUGCCUCGAUAUCGGAGAGAGGCUUGGAAAGUGCUUCAAGUCUGUCACGGGUUGGAGUUCGGCUAGGUGAAACCCGACUUCAAAGCUCUGCUCCUGUCAACAUCCCAGGGUCCUUUAGCACAUCUGCUCCUUUUAGCUCCCCGUCACCUUCCCCCCCGAUCAGACCGCGGACCUCCUCCCUCUUCUCCACGCAUCUGCCCCAACCUGGCCAACAAGAAAGCCCUUUCCUGGGACCGUCCCAUAGCUCCUUAGGUCUGAAUGGUAUGAGCAGUAACAUCUGGGAGCACUUCCCAUCAGGCCAGGGAUCCCCUGGAACACCCCCAGCGCUGAUGCCCUCCAACCCCUGCGCGGAGACGUCCAGGCUCAAACAAGAGCUCGAGGAGGCUCACCGGGCGCUUAAGCAGUGGGGGCACAGUUGGAGACACACAGCUCAGUCAUGGGCCUCACUGAAAGCAGACGCGGAAGAGUCACGCGCCCACGCGGGACGGUUGGCCACGGAGGCCGAGAGAACCAGGCAGGCGGAUGAGGUGGCGCAAAGACAAUCUUCUCUACUGGAGGAAGCGCUGGAGACCCUGAGGAGCGGGGAAAACCCCCAUCGAUCGUUACACCAACUCCAGAUGUUACACAGGCUUCCCUUAGAAUCCGUCCUCAGUCUGCAAGCACAACUAUGUAGCUGCCUGCAAACUGUAGAACAGGCGAUGUACAAGAAGCAGAAGCAGUGCUGUGUUUCGUGUGGAGAACAGGGCUCUGUCUCCUUGUCGUGCGGUCACGGACUACGUUGCGAGAGCUGCUCCACCUCCACAGAGUGCCCUCUGUGUUCCGAACCAACAUUGGAACAGCAGCAGCAGCUCUCUUGA
Nerophis lumbriciformis (worm pipefish) is the source of this 2442-nucleotide messenger RNA. The record is from RefSeq and is a predicted model, not a curated record. Lineage: Eukaryota; Metazoa; Chordata; Actinopteri; Syngnathiformes; Syngnathidae.